GAUUUUCUUUCAUAGAAGUUUACGUGCCCAUUGCUGGGUUUUUUUGCAGCUGCUCUGGCUGAUACGUAGAUAAAGACAGCGAUAGGUCCGCCUGUACCGAUGACCAAACAGUGUAAAGACCGGAAACUAUCUUCAUAACCGACUAACGUCAAACUUGGUAACGCCUUUAUGUUCCAAAGUACAACCAGAGUACCGGUUGGCUAACAAUUUGUGCAAGAGGUCGCUAGAUCAAAUGACGUUUUUGUCUGCCAGUUUACUUUUGUUGAAGAGAGUACACAUUAAGGUUUUUUUACAGCUGUUGUCAGCAAGGAACAAAAAUGAGUCGAAGAGGUGAAAGAAACGAGGAAACGGACAAAGCUUCUGUUUCCUCAAAUGUCGCAGACGAUUCACAGAGGAUGACAACAAUUUACGCUGUGUAUCUCAUCGCCGCUUUGGAUAUCACAUGGAUGUUUUUACAGUUCUCAGUAACCCCUUAUUUGGCAAAGAAGCUCGGCUUCGACACGUUGUGGUUUGGUUAUUUGCAAACUACAGUUGGAGUUAUUCAGCUGCUCGGGGGCCCAAUGUUUGGAAGGUUUGCAGAUCUAUUUGGGGCACGGACAGCUUUGUCCCUGGCAUGUGCUUCAACUGUUGUCUUCUUUCUGCUGCUGGCCACAGCAGACACUCCAGCCAUGUUGUUCAUCCAUAAAAUCCCCACAGUCUUUAUGCAUGUCCUCCCUGCAUCACAAAUGGUUGUUACAGACCUUACAAAACCUGAGAAACGGGCCGACGCCUUAUCCAAGCUUGGUCUGUGUUUUGGCAUCGGUAUGAUAGUUGGCUCCACAUUAGGCGGACAGCUGAGCAAACUCUAUGGGGAGAAGUUUACUGCAUGUUUUGGUACUGCAGGGAGUGCCUUCAGCUUGCUGUUGGUUUUAAAGUUCAUCCCCAAAAAUACAAAAGCUGAAACAACCAGAGGCAACACUACAGAUGACAACAGAAGAAAGUCAGUAUUCAAUCUGAGUGAGAUUACGAGGCUGAUGAAGUUUCCAACAGUGAUGCAGACUUUCAUUAUCAAGAUAGUUGCAGGUUUGCCAUCAGGCAUUUUUCAAGUGAUGUUUUCUAUCAUUGCACUGGAGUUCUUUAAGCUGCAACCUGAGCAGAAUGGCUACCUGAUGGCCUAUUUUGGCAUCGUCCAAAUGGUUAUUCAAGGAGGAGUGAUCGGUCGGCUUACGGCAAGAUACUCUGACAAUUCAUUGCUGCUUCUAUCCAUUGGAGUGUCCUCUUUUGUGGGACUGGCUCAGGCAUAUAUACAGAAUGUGUGGCAGUUCUGCUUUAACAUCCUCCCGAUGAUGUUUUCUCUCAGUGUGUUUAAUGCCAUCACAGACAGCAUGCUCACCAAGAGUGUACCGUCCUCUGACACAGGCACAAUGCUGGGACUGUGCGCAUCUGUUCAAUCUCUGCUUCGCACAGUUGGACCUACUAUAGGGGGCUUCCUGUAUGUGAACUACGGCAUUUCCUCUAUAGGUUUAAUCCAGUUUUUCGUGAAUAUUGCUGUGUUUGUCUACCUGCUACAGCGACGACUCAACAAGACAGCCGAGCAGCGAAAGUGACACCUCUGUCUUUUUGUCUCACUUGUUCAAAAACUCAAAAAAGGAGAGGAGAUGG
Messenger RNA from Pundamilia nyererei, 1641 nucleotides. RefSeq names its product solute carrier family 67 member 1 (gene slc67a1). Gene Ontology annotation, molecular function: transmembrane transporter activity. NCBI's taxonomy places the organism in Eukaryota, Metazoa, Chordata, Actinopteri, Cichliformes, Cichlidae. Gene Ontology annotation, biological process: transmembrane transport. The transcript is spliced from 10 exons. Gene Ontology annotation, cellular component: nuclear envelope. The record is from RefSeq and is a predicted model, not a curated record. Bases 318 to 1586 code for a protein of 422 amino acids.